Messenger RNA from Bombina bombina (fire-bellied toad), 1743 nucleotides. It is a transcript of the gene RRP8, whose product is annotated as ribosomal RNA processing 8. The record is from RefSeq and is a predicted model, not a curated record. Gene Ontology annotation, molecular function: methyltransferase activity. The transcript has 4 exons. The coding region runs from base 1 to 1728 and encodes 575 amino acids. Gene Ontology annotation, biological process: rDNA heterochromatin formation; cellular response to glucose starvation; regulation of transcription by glucose. Lineage: Eukaryota; Metazoa; Chordata; Amphibia; Anura; Bombinatoridae. Gene Ontology annotation, cellular component: nucleolus; chromatin silencing complex; rDNA heterochromatin.
AUGUCUUUUAUGGAGGAGACUCACGAGCUUUUAUAUCUAUUGCUACAAGACCUAGGUCGACAUAUGGAUAAAUGUUUCUCUGACCUAGCAGCUACGAUGCAAGCAGCGAUGCGGGGAACAGUUAGCGAUACAAACGAUAACACAGUCUUAAGGGUCAAUCCAGAGGAUCAAGCUACGGAAUCCUUACGUGUGUUGUCACACCAGCUUCCACUUAACAGUUGUGGCAUAGAUGCUGAGGUCGCAUAUCAUACCCUGCUUAAGCCGCCUAUUACCGCUCGCAUGACAAGAGGAGGCCCAGACACAGAACCAGCAGAGAGCGGGAUAGCAGUGCCGGGCAAGACUCCUCUGAAUAUGAACACACUACAGCUGCUCGGCACCAACAUUCACUUACCGGCAUCUGAGGCGCAUCUCAUAUGUCUAGCUCAGGAGCUGGGAGAGGGUACUGAUUGUUGCUCGGAGACACACGUGAAUUCGCAGUGGGGUUGGAGGUCGGAAAAGAGCUCCCUUGUGUUGCAGCUGAUUGAGAAGAGGCCCGAUACAGUAGGCGAUCCGACAAGGCCUGCUAUUUCUCCACCGAUCACCUCAGAUCCCUCUCGCUCCUGUUUCUCCACGAUGGACUCUAGCCCUACCAGGUCAGCCUCCACUUCUACAGUGAACCCGCUCAUUGGACACGUUGGGUAUGAGACUAUUGUUGUUUGCAGCAGGAGAGGAAUCGGUCCCGAAACAUCUGUUUGUAACACAACCACCAUGUUUGACUUGUGCGAUUGGAAUGACAGCGUAGAUGCUCCGUCAUUGCCUGAGUCACUAGUGAGUGCGCAGGGUGAAGGAGCUCAGAAAGAGAAGGUGGCUUCAAGUCGGAAGAAGCGUUUAAAGAGAACUCGACAACUGAUAGAGAUUCUACGCUCACUAGAGACACCACGUCUGCAGGAGUCUAAGGACAAUGAAAGUCCACCAGACGUUCUACUCAAAAAGAAACCCAAGCGAGCCGAGGCACAGGAGCCCAGACUUAACAACAAUGUACAGCCCACUAACAACGAAGUACAGACCACAGCAGUCGGGUGUCAUUCGGCUCCUGCUGACCCUGGGCCACGACUGAGCCGUCAGCAAUGGAGAAACAAGCAGAAAAAUAAGAAGAGGAAUAAAAACAAGUUUAAACAAUUAAUGGAUCCUGUGGUACAAAAGGAGGGGACUGUAAAGGGGAAGGUUGUUGGUGAAGGGACAAAGGAAGAGGUGGCUGGGUUAGAGAAGGGAGAGAGCAAACAUUUAGAUGGGGCUACAACAUCCGCAAUCCAUACUGAAGGGAAAAGCACAGCUAAGGAAGCGGCAGUUUGGUCAAAGCGGAGUAAAAAUAAUGGUCUGAGCGAUAAGGUGACCACUCAAGAGAAGCAGAGGUUACAGAAGAUAAAGAAGAUUUUGGAGAGAGGGAAAGCGGACAAAUCUCAUAUAGAUCAGAAGAAAGAAACUGAACUGCCAACAGAUUGUGUGGAGGAAGAAGCCAUGGAUGACAAAUCUUCGUUGCUUCGAUCUCGCAUGGAGGAACGUCUCAGCUCUGGCCGGUUUCGUUUCCUAAACCAGCAGCUUUAUACGUCACACAGCCACGAGGCGCUCCGCCUGUUCCAGGAUGAUCCAGAGGCGUUUACGGUGUAUCACAACGGCUUCUCCCGACAAGUGCAGCACUGGCCUGUCAACCCUGUCACUGAGAUUCUAAAGUACAUCAAGAACAGGUAGGUGACAUCAGAGCGG